Molecule: messenger RNA, 2262 nt
Organism: Letharia columbiana
Lineage: Eukaryota; Fungi; Ascomycota; Lecanoromycetes; Lecanorales; Parmeliaceae
Exons: 9
Coding region: 1-2262 (753 amino acids)
Source: RefSeq, a predicted model, not a curated record
AUGGCUUACCGAUCUUCUACGCUCUGUCUCGCGCUACUUGCUUUCCUCGCUUUCUAUGCUUCGCCUGUGGCAGCUUUUGGGGCUGGGAAUAUAGCUUCAAUAUCAAAAAUUGAAGGGCAUAAUUGGCGCCAUGGCGAUAUCGAGGAUAUGCUCAAAACAAUUGCUUUCAUCAAGGGCCACAAAUGGACGAGUAUGAUGAUUAGGCGAGUUUACUUCGGCAACUGGCUGCGAGAUUAUAGUCAAGCUAUGGACGUAGGGUCACUCAAAGGUGUUCAGGCUGGCACUGUCCGUAUCCUCGUUUGGGUCCUAUCGUUUUUGUCCUUCGGAUACGCUACUGCGGAGUUCGAAGUGACCGAGGAAAGACUGGGUGUCUACAGGCCCGAGGAGCAUAUUGACAAUCCAAAGGACUACGCAGACAAUGUUGAUGCUAGGAAGUAUGAUGAGAGAUUACGCCCACCAGUCCAAGCGAAUGAGCUGGAGGUUGACCCACGGACGGGGAUGAAGAACUACAUUGCUAAUGAAGAUCUCGACAUCGCUACGUCAGCCGGUUAUGUUAGGUUCUCUUUUACUAGGAGUAUACACUUUGGAAGGGUGUACACUAGUGGAGCAAGCGGUACGAAGGGCAAGGAGGCAGACCUGUGCGAAGCAUUGAGGUGUCUUGGGCAGGGACUGCAUUGUCUAGAAGACUUCGGUGCUCACACGAAUUAUACGGAGCUUGCUCUGCGUGAACUGGGGUUUCAAGGCGUCUUCCCACAUACUGGAACUGCGACCGAGAUCAACAUACCUGGGGCUCAGCAUCCCGUGUUUCCCCUGGUUACGGGAACUUUCGGAGUAGUCGAUUUUCUGCAUAGCGUACUCGGCGAAGCUACUGACCACUUCGCACAAACAGAGGUGGAGCAGAUGGACAUAGCGCUCAAGGACGCCGAAGCUCAGUCGAAGACGUCAGAGGAUGGUAGCCGUGAUUUCAACAGCUCUCAAGGCCUAUCCACUAUGACCAGUCUGUUAUCUCAGUUACCCGGGACGGGUGACCUUGCCCGGCAAGCGGCUGAUCUUCAAGCAAUGUCAGAUGUCCGGGAACGAACGACUACUGGGCCUCCAUUUGGAUCUGACCUGGACCGAAAAUUCGCAGGACCUCCUGGGACCCAAGGUGGACCCCCCGGACCCAACAUCCCUGGUACGAACAUUGAUCCAAUGAAAACGGCUGCUCAAAUAUAUCCCAUCCUAGAGUUCCGGGACAGAGUGGUCAAACUAGUCAAUGUUACCAUUGAGAAGAUCCCUGGCCUCGAAGCUCUGGUGGAAAAGAUUUCAGAAACACUGACGCUUUUCGUCCUUUCACUUCUUGCGCCUUUCAUACGCCCAAUUAUUAACGCAGUCUCAGCGCAGCUCAAAGCGGGGAGCGGCGGUGUCAUUGAUGCAAGUGGUAAACAUCAAUAUGAGCCUUGGACAGACCCUCACUGCUCAGACCCAACACACUCUUUGCUGUCCAAAGACCACUUCUCCAACAUACUAAAUGAACCAGCCGGUCAAGUUGCAUCUACUAUUCUGAAAUACGUUGCACCUCGUAUUAUAUUUGCCUGGCAGCAUCCCGAUAUUCCCGUGGAGCAGGUCCUAAAUGACGUCGUUAGAGUCUUCCAUCAUCCAGCCCUUCGAAGACCCGACUGUGAGCUUCACCGGAACAUGUACAGUACCGUCGAAAGCUGGGCACGCUCACGGCCUGACGGAGGAUCCAAUCUCAACGUCCUGCUAGGGUCUGAGAGCGUGAGGCAUGGCAAGAAUCACACAGUAGACGCCAGUCAGCAGUCACACAGUCAUGGCGGGCUUCCUAAUCCUAGCAACUUCUUCGGAUCUGCCAGUCAGAGCAAGGUCCGGGAUGCACCGUGGGACCAGGUUGGCAAGGCUCAAGGAGUCAAUCGCCCAUCGCCACGUCCAUCACCACAGCCGUCACCUCGCCCAGACUUCGGGUAUUAUCCUCAGCAGGAUCUACAGUCUCGGCAGCAAAAUCCGUACGAGCAGCCAGCUUACCCACCUAAUCCCCAUCAGGGACAAAUGUAUGGGCAACCAUCCCAGUGGCAGCCAGAUCUUCAGGCUCCCCCAGCUGGAGAGUAUCCUCCACAAGGUGUCUACCCACCCCAACCACCUGCAUAUGGGUAUGGCCAAGCUCCACCUUAUGGCUAUGAUCCAAAUGCUCCCCCUCCACAAGCGUACGGCUAUGGGGGUCCGCCCCUUCCUCCUGGGCAAUAUUACGGUGGAAGUCCCUACUGA